AUGCAUUGUGACAGCACCAAAUUCAUAGUGACUUAUAUCAUUCUAUGUUUUUUCUAUCUUUCACUGAUUUUUGUUUUUCUCUUUCUUUCUUUCUUUCUUUCUUUCUUUCUUUCUUUCUUUCUUUCUCUUAAUUUACUCAUCCACUGGCAAAAGAAGGGAAAAUUCUCUUCCACUUGGAUUACGUUUGUUUUCUUUCAAUUUAUUUUCCUCCAUAAAUUUAUUUAUAUCUUUCAUUCCUCUUCUUUCUUUCUUUCUUUCUUUCUUUCUUUCUUUCUUUCUUUCUUUCUGUGUUUUCUUCAUAUUUUUCUUUACAUUUUUAUUUUUCCUUGUUAUUCCUUUAUUUCUGUCUUCCUUUCAUUCUACCAUAUUUCUUUUUCCCGGUUGAUCAUCUUAUAUUCCUUCCUUCAUCCCUUCCUUCCUACCUUCCUUCCUUCCUUCCUUCCUUCCUUCCUUCCUUUCAAACGUCUUUCUUUCUUUCUUUCUUUCUUUCUUUCUUUCUUUCUUUCUUUCUUUCUUUCUUGUCAUGCUGUUGUUCUUUUAUUUAUUUAUGUAGUUAUUGCAUUCUUUUUCUUUGUUCAUCAUUCCUUCUUUUCUUCUAUGCCCUUCCCAAUUCUUGCAUAUCUUUGGAAUAUUCUUUUUCCUCGGGAUUUCUCAAUCUUUUCCAAAAGUUUCUUCUCUCAAUUUAUAUUCCGUCUUCUCUUUUUAUUUCUCUUCCUUCUUUUCUUCGUUCGUUCUUUUCUUCCUUCCUUUCUUCUUUUCUUCAUUCUUUUUUAA
This is a messenger RNA of Acanthosepion pharaonis, 774 nucleotides long. NCBI's taxonomy places the organism in Eukaryota, Metazoa, Mollusca, Cephalopoda, Sepiida, Sepiidae. The record is from the annotation of a GenBank genome assembly.